AUGUGUAAAUCAUCGAAAAUGGUUUCAAGCAGUACGAGGGUGAUUCAAGUCACCAACAUCGCCCCUCAAGCUACAAAAGACCAAAUGCAAACCUUAUUUGGUUAUUUAGGGAAAAUUGAUGAUAUAAGAUUGUAUCCAACGAUAAGGGACGUAUCAUGUCCCGUACAGUCUCGUAUAUGUUACGUGAAAUAUUAUGAUUCGGCGACAGUAAACGUCGCCCAGCAUAUGACAAAUACAGUGUUCAUAGAUCGAGCUUUAAUCGUGAUUCCCAUGCAGUCAGGAGAGAUUCCUGACGAGCACAGAGCUCUAGAGAUGUCGAGCAACGGAACUUUAGUGCCGGGUCUUAGUACAGUUGAACCGCGUUUGCCAGCUCACGUGAUCAACACCUUGGAAGGCGCGCCACCCAACCAGGUCAUUCAAACGUACGAUCCUAACAUAGCAGCAGCGGGAUUACCACCGUACCCGCCGCUACCAGCCAUUUAUGACUCGAGGAAAAUAGAAGAAAUAAGAAGAACACUUUUACUUAUAGAUGUGGGCGAACUUACAUCUCAACAACUCAUUGAUCACUUUAGUCAAGCUGGUGAAGUCAACUACGUGCGAUUUUGUGAACGGGAAGUCGACAAUUUAAAGUAUGCACUGAUAGAAAUGACAGAACAAGAAAGCAUAUCAAAGGCUCUUCAGCUUAAUGGAGUCGCAUUAAAUGGCCAAGUGAUUAAGGUGCAUCAUUCUACGGUGGCUAUAUCAAAGCCUCAGGCUAAGAGCAAUGAGGCAGCUCAAAGGGAGAUUGAAGAGGCCAUGUGCAGAGUUAAGGAAGCCCAAAACUUGAUAUCGGCUGCCAUCGAUCCUGUUAUUGGAUUGUUGUCCAAGGACAAAAGGACUCGUUCUCGUUCCCGGUCCCGCCGCCGAUCCCGGUCCCGGUCUCGUCGUUCCCGGUCCCGACAUCGCUCCAAGCGCUCUCGCUCACGGUCUAGACAUCGCUCUAGAAGAUCACGAUCGAGGCAUCGACACCGCACUAGGUCUCGUUCCCGUCACCGGAGUUCACGGCGCUCCAGGUCCAGGUCCAGACAUCGCAGCUCGAGAUCCAAACGGGAGAAGUCUAAAGAACGCGACAGAAAAGAUAAAAAAGAUGUCGGAGAUAAGGAUAAACGAGACAAUGAUAAGACGAAGUCACCACAGAAAGAUGUGGCCAGGGACGGAAAAGAUGAACUCAAGAUUGACAUCACUGAGGUCGAUACCAACGGCAGCUCGUCUGAACAUAAAUCAAAAGCGUCCACACCCGCUGAUGAUAAAGAAAAAACCAUAGAACUAGAUAAAGACAAGUCGCCCAGGAAGAAGGAGAGGUCCCGCUCCAAGGAGAGGAAGAGGGAACGGUCACGGUCGAAACGACGGUCAAGGUCGAGGUCCAGGAGGAAGCGUUCAAGGUCAAGAAGGAGAUCGAGGUCCAGGGACAGAAAGAAAUCCCGCUCCAGAGAGAGGAAGAAGUCCAGGUCGAGAGACAGGAAACGAUCGAGAUCUAGGGAUAGGAAGCGGACCAAGUCGAGGGAAAGAAAGAGGUCGCGCUCCAAAGAAAGGAAAAGAUCACGCUCCAAAGACAGGAAACGUUCCCGCUCACCCGGCAGGCGCUCCAAGAGCCGCUCCCAUAGAGAUUCAAAGACACCUCACGAGAGGAAGUCACGUGACCGCUCGCCACUACCAACGAUAAUGGAAAAAACUCCACACAAAACUAUAGACGUAACCGAUGAAAAGAACUCACCGGACAAUAUGGACAUUUCAAAUUCCCCAUAA
Molecule: messenger RNA, 1785 nt
Organism: Danaus chrysippus (African queen)
Lineage: Eukaryota; Metazoa; Arthropoda; Insecta; Lepidoptera; Nymphalidae
Source: the annotation of a GenBank genome assembly